Molecule: messenger RNA, 1499 nt
Organism: Syngnathoides biaculeatus (alligator pipefish)
Lineage: Eukaryota; Metazoa; Chordata; Actinopteri; Syngnathiformes; Syngnathidae
Exons: 7
Coding region: 155-1309 (384 amino acids)
Biological process (GO): T cell activation; interleukin-15-mediated signaling pathway; positive regulation of ERK1 and ERK2 cascade
Cellular component (GO): membrane raft; external side of plasma membrane
Molecular function (GO): protein tyrosine kinase binding; MHC class II protein binding
Source: RefSeq, a predicted model, not a curated record
AUUUAUCUGGAAAUAUCGACUUCUGUUUUCACUUCUCCCUUGGUCACUAUCGUGGUGCGAUGAACAAGACUGAAAUGGCGCCGCUGCGCCUCAGUUGGGCUGCUUGUGAAAUAUCGGACGUUUCAAACGACCGAAUGCAGAACCAACCUGAGUGAUGCAAAACCGCACAAGUGUGGGCGUGUACGUAGAGGGGCGGGCUUUAUUCGUUUUUGUUUUUUGUUUCUCUUUCUUUUCAACAAAUGACCACAAAGAGCAAAUAAUGACAUGGACCAAAACCUCAACUCGCUCACCGAAGAUGACCGCACAGGAAUUAAUUCUCAUUUUCCUGCUUCAAUUUGAAGUCGUUCGGGGCCAGUUCACGUACGUCUAUGCCAGGGCGGGGGACGUGGCCAUUCUGCCCUGCAACCGGUCCUCCUGCUCUGGCUUGUCCUGGUUGUACAGUCGGGACCAGAGCGCUUUGGUACGUGAAGCGGACAAUGGCCGAGUGCUGACCACCUCACCCAGAAGUCAACGCCUCACCCUGAUGAACGACUGCUCGCUCGUCAUUAACCGGCUGGAGGCAGACGAUGCUGGUUUCUUUUCGUGUCAACAGAGUGAAAGGCUCUCAGUCGACGUUUUGUUGACUGUGAUGACAUUGACGUCAUCAUCUCCUCCGGAUUCUGAUGCAGUGGAAGAGGGCCACGUGGUCCUGAAGUGCACCUUGGCCUGCUACGCAAGUGUGAAAUGCCAAUGUGGAUCAGGGAAACUCUACUGGGUGGAUGAUGAAGGCCAGGAGCUUUCCCCGGAAGGCAUCCAGCAGAGCAACUGCCUGUCCUUCUUCAGAGUACUCCCUUCUGGCCGUAGCAGGAAAUACACGUGCCAGUAUGUGGAUAAAGAUGGCGUGAAGGUCCAGGCCCAUUACGCGUCUAUCAUCAAAGAGGUGAACACAAAAGGUCCUGGAGGUCCACCGCCUGGCAGCAACCUGCUCAUCAUCAUCAUCGGGGCAGCUGUCGCUGUUUUGAUGCUCGUCAUCGUGGCCGUCGUCUUGGUCAAAAUGAAGUCGCGAAGAAACGCAGCCCAAGAUUCCUCCAAACACGCAGACAACAACGUGACAUAUGAUAGCGUCAGUUACAACAACAGGAAGGAAGAUAGCGAGCAGAAGGCUGCGCCGGAUCAGACGGAGCUCGGUGUGACCUACGCUACUGUGAACGUUAAGAAGAAGAAUGAGGACAAAGCCAAAAAACAGGUCAAGGAGGAGGAAGAGGUCGUGACCUACGCGGCCGUCAGGGUGGCAGGCAGGAGCCCGCCCGACCAAGACGUUAGCCAAUGAAAAGAUAAACGGGAAGAGAUAUUAGUUGUCAUCUUAAAGUGAAGGAGUGCUGAUAUUACAGCACGUCAUUGGCGCACACACAUGGAAUGUUUGAGGUGAUACUGAGGUGGAAAGACAAGAAAUAAUGAUACUAUUUAUUCUGAAAUUGUGUGAACAUCAUUAUUCAUAAAAAAAAAUCAGCGAGCAGAUG